Molecule: messenger RNA, 1449 nt
Organism: Symbiodinium sp. CCMP2592
Lineage: Eukaryota; Dinophyceae; Suessiales; Symbiodiniaceae
Source: the annotation of a GenBank genome assembly
AUGAGAACUUUGAGGGGGUUCAGCGAUGCCAUCAGCUCUGUGUACCGAGACAUCUUUGCCCAGGAGUUGCCACCGUUGCGUCAAAUCACGUCUGACGAACACAAGGACGAAAGCAAAGCAAUGAUGUACGAACGAACCUUGCCGACCAAGCAUGUUUGUGCACUGCUGGUGCAUGCACUGACACAGUCGAAGGCUACGCAGGUCUCGUUCGAGCAGCACAGACGCACGAGUGGCAUUGUUUUCCAGUUGCUGCAGAGUCUCUGCGUCAGCCGCUCUGGAGGCCGGCUGACAAUCCGGCAUUUGGGCACAGGUGCUCCACUUACUGUUGCUGCCAACAACGUUUUCAGCUCGGAGGAUGUUUGGGCAGAGUCUGUUCGGGCCGUGCUGGAAGAGGAGUGGAUGGCCCACUGUGCUGACAGCACGAGGUUUUGGCACAGGUCCACGCACGGCACAAUGACCAUUCCAGAAUUUGUGUUAUUUGGGCUGGAUGGGCAUGGUUCCUUGAAGCGCUUUUCUUUCCUCAGGAUGGCCGCGCAGGAUUUGUUGAAGCAGUGCUUCGCUGCACUGACUCACUCAUGUCUCAUGGAGCUAAGCCGGCCGACGUCUUUGUCAAGCGGCCCGGCACAGCUGGGCACCACCACCAAGGUUCGCAAGGGGGCUGCAGUGAAAGCUUACUUCGACGCAUGCGAGAUGGUUGCUUCGGGUGAUGAGCUUGACUUGGACAUGAUCAAGGAGCUGAUGGAGCCCGAGUACCAGCUCUAUCCGCUGUACGUUGCUGCGGCGGACUCUGGGCACGCAGGUGUUAGCAGAGACCGGCUCUAUGUUAUCAUGCGGCACGUGAGCACGACGGAUUGUCUCUACGAUCCUUUGGACUUGUAUGUCUACAUCCGGCAACACAUCACGGAGCGUGUUGCGACACAGCCCUGUGACUACAUGAUUGGCAGCGACGAGGAAGUGCAAUUGGAGGCGAUGUCAGUAGCCAGCGUGCGCGGAAUUGUCUAUGUUCCCGGAGAAAGAAACCUGCGGUAUCUUCUGAAUGACCGCGAGAAGACGAACUUGCAGAAAGCGUGCCAAGUCUACUGGGAGCGAUUCCAGAGAGACCCCUGGCAGGAUCCAAAUCUCGCGAUCUUCCUGGGAGAUAACGUGGAUUACUCCCUCUGCUGGUCUGCCAUCAGCAAACGGAUUCCAGCCUUCCGGCUGAACCAAGGGAAGACUUUCUUCCCCUUCUUCCGCAGAUGGAUGUGUGCGUCGGAGCGGCUUGCGGCACUUGGCAUGCCUGUGCGUCCAGAGGUCGCGGAGGGCAUGGGAGUUCCCAAGCUUCCUGUCCGUGACAUUCACAGAGCGAACCAGCUGGCCGGUAAUUGCAUGAUGCUGCCCACAGUAGCCCUUGUACAGCUUGUGGCUUUGUCUUGCGUGGCGUCGAAGAAGGCCACAGGAAGCAGGUACUAG